CUUUGUGGUUCCAAGAGGCAUGGAGAAAAUCAUCGACUACAUUAAGAAAAGAUACAAUAAUAAGCCCAUGUUUGUCACCGAAAACGGAUUUUGUCCACCACCGCAACAAAGUGAACAAGUUCUUGAAGAUACAAACAGAAUCAAGCUUCACAAGGACUACCUGUCGGGUUUGGCCAGUGCAAUAAGGAAUGGAGCCGAUGUUCGGGGAUAUUUCAUAUGGUCUUUGAUGGACAACUUUGAAUGGGCAAGUGGUUACAGACUUACAGUGUAACGUUCGGGCUAUACUACGUCGAUCGCCAA
Corylus avellana is the source of this 300-nucleotide messenger RNA. Lineage: Eukaryota; Viridiplantae; Streptophyta; Magnoliopsida; Fagales; Betulaceae. The record is from RefSeq and is a predicted model, not a curated record.